AUGGGGUGCACCCCCUCUGCCCCUUCGAGGGAGACGCAACCUCCCCGGCAUAAGAAAAGCCACAGCUUGUACUCACCCCGGGGAUAUGUCGUCCACCUCAAAGAUCUGGGGAAGUUCCACAAAGCUGUGUACCGGGGUGAGCUCGAGAAAGUGCGGAAGAUGUUUUACUACAACAAAGACGUGCUAAAUACGACGGACAAGAAGCACAGGACUGCUCUCCAUUUGGCCUGUGCCAGCAGAAAUGCACAGGUGGUAACGUCCCUGUUGGACAAAAAAUGUUACCUUAACCCCUGUGACGGUGAAAACAGGACACCUCUGAUGAAGGCCAUACAACGCCAGGCACAGGAAUACGUAAUUAUGCUGUUAGAACGUGGUGCCGAUCCCAGCACUGUCGAUGUGCAUGGCAAUAGUGCUCUCCACUAUGCUGCCUAUAAUGGUAACUUAUCAAUAGCAGCAAAACUAUGUGCUCACGGUGCCACUAUGGAGACAGCAAAUAAGGAGCAACGCACACCACUUUUGCUGGCUCUGAGAAAAAAGAAAGUGGAAGUGGCGGAAUUUUUAAUAAAGGAAAGAGCGGAUAUAAAUGUAGUGGAUAGGCUGCAAAGAACACCAUUCAUGCUCGCUGUACGUUGUAGAUCAUCAACUACAGUGAGUCUUCUCCCCCAGCAAAGUGUUGACGUCUUUGCAAAAAAUUACCGGGGACGGACAGCAGAAGAUUAAGCUGUUAUUAAUGGUUCUAACAUGCUUCACGAGCAAAUUUUGAAAUACAAAGAAAAAAUGAUACCUACAAAUCCUCAAAAUAGCAGCCCAGUAAAAGCACAGCACGGCACUUUGAGGAAAAAAGAUGCGAACUGGAUGGAGGGCAGGAAUUCGGAGAGUCCAGAGAAAGAUGUGAUUGAAGACCUUCCUUGUGGAUCAACCGAAGUCCCGCCGGGCAUUCCUCAAAUUGCCUUCAAAUUCGAUCGCCCUCUCCCCAAAUUUUUAUUUAAGACCUUACACGAGUUUCCUGCCACAGAGAAGGAAGAAAGAAUGGUAGAACUCGGUAUUGAUAUUUCUAAAAGGGAUCCACCAGAGCAAACAAGAUCAGGAGAAGAGGAAGACAAAGAACCAAGUUUGUUUUUGGAGAAUCUGUUUCAUAACAGUCAUGUGUUGUGUGAUGAAAUUGCCAGGCUAACAGAAAUAAACACAACAAAAAUGCAAAACAAGGAAAAGGAAAAGAAAUAUUUGGAGGACAAUAAAAUCUUACAAGAAAAGGAUAAUGACAUACAAAAGACUAUAAAACUCAACAAGGAAAGAUUCACCAAAACAAUAUCCUUGUAUGGUGGCGAGAUCACUAUUCUAACACAUGAGAAUAUAAUACUAAAUCAUAAACUGGAAGAAGAAAAACAGAACAAAGAAAGACUGAAAACAGAAGUUGAGUCAUACCAACUUAGACUGGCUGCUGCCAUAAAGGAUCGUGAUCAAAGUCAGGCCGCAACAAAAGACCUAGAGUUUAUUUUCCAGAGAGCAAAAGAUGAAUGGUCUGGUAAAGAGGAAUAUAUGAAUUCUCAUGCCAGCAUCCUUUACAAACAACUUCGUGACGCUGAAAGAAAAUUCGCAUGCCUACAAGUUGAGUUCCGUCAUACAAGAGAUGCUCUCCAAGAAAAGACUCUGAUUUUAGAAGGUGCACAAAGAGACCUGAGGGAGACACAGUUUCAAAGGAAGGAAAUGGAACAAAUAUUCCAAAGCGAACAAGACAAAGUGAAUAAGUACAUCGUAAAGCAGGAGUCUUUGCAGGAUAGAUUAUCUCAAGAGCAAUGUAAAAACAUGUUACCUCAACGACUAGAUGAUGCUCACAAGGAAGUUGCCAAUAAAGACAAGGUGAUAACUACUAACCAAGACAAAUUUUGUGCGACUGUAAAAACACUUAAAGCUGAGAGUAAAAUGCAAAGUCUUUUGUUAGAAGAGAAAAAUCAGAAGUUAACACAUGAAUGUAAUCAUUUAAGAGAAAGAGUGUAUCAAUAUGAAAAAGAGAAAGUGGAAACAGAAGCAGAGGGACAACUUCGGCAAGAACUGCCUGAUACCGUACACGAACUGUCCAGCUUCAAGACUUCGCUAGGGAUGAAAUCACGUCAUCACGCUCACUUAGAAGAUGAGGCCCAGGAUUCAAAGCAGCAAUUAAGGGAAAGCACAGGGCCACCAGAGAGCGAGUCCCAGAAGAAGGCCUUGGAAGGGCAGCCCCGCCGCAGCUGGAAGAACAAGCAGGCGUCCUUCUGGGAGAGAAGGAGAAAAGCCUGCCAGGCCAAGGAGAAAGUCUAA
Molecule: messenger RNA, 2298 nt
Organism: Propithecus coquereli (Coquerel's sifaka)
Lineage: Eukaryota; Metazoa; Chordata; Mammalia; Primates; Indriidae
Product: ankyrin repeat domain-containing protein 18B-like
Molecular function (GO): protein binding
Source: RefSeq, a predicted model, not a curated record